AUUACAUUGUCCACAAUGUCCAUAUCCAUGGCGACGACUGCGGUUCCCGCUGGUUGCGACCUUCUUUCCACAGUGUGUUCGGGCGCAAACUGCCUUGUUCCUCCCAGUAACUUCAAUGACAUCCUGAGCUUGGUGUUGAGCGUUGUGCUCACUGUAAUGCUCGCUAUGGUCAUGUUCUCCAUGGGCUGCAAUGUGGAUGCCAAAAAGCUGUGGGGCCACAUCAGAAGACCCUGGGGCAUCGUCAUCGGCUUCCUUUGCCAGUUCGGCAUCAUGCCUUUCACAGCCUUUGCCUUGUCACUGAUCUUCGGUGUGCUGCCUGUGCAGGCCGUCGUCAUAAUCAUCAUGGGCUGCUGUCCUGGGGGCUCUGGCUCCAACAUUAUCUGCUACUGGCUGGAUGGAGACAUGGACCUAAGUAUCAGCAUGACCGCAUGUUCCUCUAUCCUGGCCUUGGGGAUGAUGCCUCUAUGCCUGCUCAUUUACACCUCCGCCUGGACUUCUACCAGCACCAUCCAGAUCCCAUACGACAGUAUUGGUAUCACUCUGGUGUCCCUUCUUAUCCCAAUUGCUCUGGGAAUGUAUGUUAAACGCAGGUGGCCCGAGGCGGCGAAAAAGAUCCUAAAGGUAGGAUCCAUUGCCGGCUUUUGUCUGAUUAUCAUCAUAGCUGUGGUUGGAGGUAUUCUCUACCAGUCUUCCUGGACCAUUGCUCCCGCCCUAUGGAUUAUUGGAACCAUCUACCCUUUCAUUGGUUUUGGCCUGGGGUUCUUCAUGGCCCGCUUCACGGGUCAACCCUGGAACAGAUGUCGCACCAUAGCAUUGGAGACAGGUUUCCAGAACUCCCAGCUGUGUAGCACCAUUGUCCAGCUGUCCUUCAGUCCUGCUGAGUUGGAGGUCAUGUUUUCGUUCCCCCUCAUCUACAGCAUCUUCCAGCUGGUGGCGGCAGUCAUAUCUGUGGGAUCCUACCAGGCAUAUAAAAGGUUAUAUGGCCGUGGCUCAGCUGAUGCCGACACUGAGGCUCCGUCCCUGGAAGCUGGUGAAGAUGAAUUAGAAACAAAGAAGGGACACGCUGUGGACAACAAUGCCUUUGAGUUUGAUGACAAUGGCAACAACGAAGAGAAGGGUAAGGACAUAAGAAAGAUCACCCAGCUGUGA
Messenger RNA from Anoplopoma fimbria (sablefish), 1149 nucleotides. RefSeq names its product solute carrier family 10 member 2 (gene slc10a2). The record is from RefSeq and is a predicted model, not a curated record. The transcript is spliced from 6 exons. Gene Ontology annotation, molecular function: bile acid:sodium symporter activity. NCBI's taxonomy places the organism in Eukaryota, Metazoa, Chordata, Actinopteri, Perciformes, Anoplopomatidae. Gene Ontology annotation, biological process: bile acid and bile salt transport. Gene Ontology annotation, cellular component: apical plasma membrane. Bases 16 to 1149 code for a protein of 377 amino acids.